CACGAAAUCCGAUAGAAUUUCUCUCUCCUAUAUACUUACCCCUCGAAUUUUGAGAGGCUUGUGUGCGCGAGUGUGCGUUGUUGAUGUCUAGAUCGAUUUUUUGUAUGUCUACGCGUUCCUUUCGUCGUUUCUUUUGUGUUUUCGAGCUGCUUUUUUGUGUUUCGGGGGGUAAGAUUUCGUUGUUUUGGGAUGAGAGGAAUAUGUGAAAAUGAGGUCUUGUUGUCGUGCAAGGCGAGAGAGAAAGCUUGGUUUAUUUGUAGAUGCAUUGUAGAAACGAAUUACACGUUUUUCCUCUGUUAUUCUUUGUUGCUAUUGUAUUGUGUUUUUGUAGGGCGUAUACAACCCUUUACUUUGAGAAACGUUUUUGUGCCUAUAUCGUGAUCGUGUUUUCGUUUUCAUGCGAUUCUCUGGGUUGGAUUUUUCCUUUGCGUUCCGUAGUGCAUUUCGUUUUUCAUUUUCUAUUCAGGAGGAGCCGGAUCAGCGCACGAGUAUAUCAGAGGUCCCACACACAAGCAUAUCCGCCUCUCGAUGAAUCGAUGAUCCGUAAUCGAAAUCCAUAGCCAAAUGACGGAUCCAAUGAGAUUGAAAAUAAUCGUCGGACUGCAGCACUACUGCUUGGGGCGGCAGAAAGAUAACAGCUGAUCGCUGCCGGCCGUUGAGUAAUGAGCGAGUCCCGGCAUCUUCGCUCGGUCUCCGAUUUGUACGCAGCCGACGAGAUAGAGGUGCUCCUCCUUGAGGAGAUUCGCGACCUGGAGCCUCCACCUGCCGCCUAUUCGCGGCCUGAAGACAUUCAGGACUUUGAAAUUGCAGGCAGCCGAACAGGAGGGCGCAUCAGCUCUCAAUCUUCGGAGCUGGAUUCUCCCGGGAUUCACUCGACGGUUCACUCCUGGAAUUCGCACACGAAUUAUGGAAAUUACGGACACGAUCAUCCACACGGAUCGUCAGCUAACGCCAUGCCUUGGCCAAGGACCAGCCAUCUGAUUUUCUACUGUGACAUACAGGGCCACCUCAAGACAGCUACCGGCCUUGUCAGACUACUUCUUCUCCUAUCAUCGGCAGCAUGUCUGGCGACCCUUUGUAGCUCGGGAACUGCUAAGGUCAGUCUCUUUAUGCUACCGCUAGUUGGAAGGCUUCGCUUCAUGAUAUUUGUUGCGGUCUUCUGUCUGUUAAUAACUGCGCUGCUUCUGUUUUUGGACAUCUCGCACGUCGUAUACUUCUUUCCCUUUAAUUGGGCACGACUGAAUGCCUGGAUCUUCACGAGCGUCGGAAUCUCGUACACGACGAGUAGCGCUUUGUUGGCGCUUUCAGUGUUCGACUAUCACGGCGCGGGCUGGGUGCCCCGGAGGACGCGGUCACAGCUAACGGCCACCGCUGCCCUCGGGCUAUCCUGUGCUAUUCUAUCGUUUCUGCUCUCUUGGUUGCACGGCCGACACGGAUCCAGUUGCCACGCACCCCCGGGCGAGGACGACCCGACUCAGCAGCUCUAUAAGCCUGUAGAUAGUUCCUCCUCAGGGGCAACCCUAAAGGACGGCGUUCGCUCGACGAAGCAGCCGCCGCCAUGGGUAGCCAAGAACUCGAAGAAGCACCGGACCAGCAUGGACUCGAACAACGGCAACAACAAGCCGCGCAAGGACCACUGGGCCUCGGCGCGCGACCACUUCCUCAACACGAACCAGUUCGACGAGGAGCUAGAGAAUCAGGGCACGAGUGCCGCAGCCGACAAGGAAAAGGACCAACCGGAACCGGAGCGUCGCCGCCAGCGUAGGCGUCGCGACGCCGACGGCAGUAGCGGUACUGGCGGCAACAUGACCGCCAGUCAAACCAAGACGAGCUUCAGCACCGACGAGAGCAAGAAAAAGGCGCCGCCUAAGAAACUACCCAUACAGUCGGCCGACAAGGCUCGACCGCGUAACUCCAAGGACGGCGCCAAGAAGACGACCACGAGGACAUCCGUGACCAGGAGCGAGAUCCAGGAGUACUGGAUGCAGGGCUACGAGCACGUGCAGCGCACCGACAAGACCACUGCGAACAUCGAGCAGUGGCAGUCGGCCGCGAUGAAGAGCCUCGAAGAGAAGAAAGCCAAGGACGAGCGCUGGGCCGAGUCCUGGCGACAGCACAAGGACCAGAAGGAACCCGCGCAACCCGACGACGCCAAACCCUGCUCCAGCAAGACCCUCGAGCCCCUCAACUUUGCCUGAAGCAUUAACCGACACUCUCCUUCUCCUCCUCUUCUUCUUAUCAAAAUGCUGCACUGUAAUGCGCUUCUCUCGGCCAUCGUCACACACACACACACACACACACACACACACACACACACACACACACACACACACAAACACUUUUCGAACUGUGCGCGGAAGCUACUACUGCGCGUCGCUAUACAUAUUUACAUAGAACGGCGGGUGAUAUAGAGAAAGAAAGAAAAAAAGUUAAUAAAAAAAGUCUCGAAAGCCGCGGGCUGCGAAUAUUAAGGGGAGUCACUUUGCCGUUCCCGAGCCAACGAUGCGCCCAUCGCCUUUUGAAAAGGCCGCUGUCCUUGUCCCGCGAAAAGGCAAGGCGUUUUCAGAAGUUCUGAACUUCUGUGUACGUACCGCGGAAUUCGAAAUUUAACUUAUUAUUAUAUUGUAUGUAUUAUCGAUAUAAGAUCCUUUUUUGCGUAAAGCUUCUUUUGAUGCGCGAGUUCAGGACCAAAGUAUGCAUUUAUCGCUGUCGAUUCUCUCGCCGCGGUGUUCAAAACUUUCUUUGGGACAACGAAGUUUUCGAUUGUGCGAAGAAAUUGCCUUCCUUCUAGCGCUGCUAUGCACAAAGGCUGAUGAAAUUUAAUUCCAUUUGAAUGAAAGUAUCGAUACAGUUUUAUACAAUUUUUCCUCCUUAGCGAUGUACAUGCAAUUCAAACUUUCCUUUAUCUUUAUUCAUUUAUUCGUAGCCGAGAAAGAUACUAUUUUUGUACGUUCGAUCGCUUAUCAUUUCACUUUGCUUAGAAUAACACUUAGCGUACGCAACCAGUAGUGAAAAUUGAGGGUAAGGUCAUCGAUUUCACAGAGCAAUCAAAACUAGCUUUACGUACAAAAAUCUUAUUCCAAUAUCAAGAUAUAAGACGAUAACUUGCGUUUCAUUAUCGGGAGAAAAUGUGAGCCCUGAUGAGACUGCCUAGCGUCGCACGGGCUGUUGAUGCAUGGAUUGAAUCUUUCUUUGACGUCGUUGGUCUGAUUUGCGCACGUCGUGCUGAAUUUUUCCGUCUUAUUUCAGUGCAACAACAAGAAGCAAGAGUGAAAAAAAACUCGUCAUUAUAGUCAUUUGUUCUAGUCACUCAUAUGUAUCGUAUCGUUAUGUACCCUUACUUUGCUGUCGGAGUUUUGUAUCCAUCACAUUAUAAACAAUUGUCUCGUCUACGUUUUUGUCGUGUGUGCUAUACCGAUACGGUUGAUUUAAACGGUGUGUUCUACAAAGUAUUACUCUUAGUUGUAAUUUUUCAUAAAUGCACAUUAUCAUAGUUAUAGACUUUCUUUGCAUUUUUAUACAAGCAUCUGUGUAAUUCGUUCGAUGUAUAAGAUGAGAGCGUGUGAUUGUCGAGAUAUCAACAAAAUAUUAUAUAGAAGAUGAAAAUAACCUUGUGUUCGUAUAUGCGAUACUAUUAUCGUGAUACUGCCACGUGAACUUAAGAAAUGGACGAUACAGUGGAGUCUAUCGUAAGUUCUGUAAAGUAAAUAAAUUCGGCAUAAUCAUAAUGUAAAAAA
Molecule: messenger RNA, 3737 nt
Organism: Nasonia vitripennis (jewel wasp)
Lineage: Eukaryota; Metazoa; Arthropoda; Insecta; Hymenoptera; Pteromalidae
Exons: 6
Coding region: 663-2198 (511 amino acids)
Source: RefSeq, a predicted model, not a curated record